Lactuca sativa (garden lettuce) is the source of this 1226-nucleotide messenger RNA. Its product is annotated as RING-H2 finger protein ATL16. The record is from RefSeq and is a predicted model, not a curated record. Gene Ontology annotation, molecular function: transferase activity. Lineage: Eukaryota; Viridiplantae; Streptophyta; Magnoliopsida; Asterales; Asteraceae. Gene Ontology annotation, biological process: protein ubiquitination.
UCAUUAAAAUAACCCCAGGCCCCAAAGGAGCCUGGAACAUAAAAACACAUAUUCCAUGUUUCAACAUCAAACAAGCAAGUAUGUGUUGUUUGUAUAAAGAAAAGAAACGAAUUCAGUAAAACCUCUAGAGAUUUAUCUACAAAUGGAGUUUAAGUCUAUACACAAGCUAGUCUACAGCUCUGACCACCGUUCAAUCAAGAACCACCAGAACUCAACCUUCCAACCACCCUCUUUUCCGGCAACAACCGCCACCGGAUUCCCUCUACUAGCCAUCGCAAUAGCCUGCAUCACAGCAAUCACUUUCUUGCUCCUUUGCUACUUCCUGAUCACCAAAUGCUGUUACCCUUUAAUCCAAUUCAUGACAUCCCGGACCACCACAUCAGAAGAACCACCAUCAGUUUACUCAACUCCGGCAUGGCAGAUCACCGGGCUCGACGAAUCACUAAUCCGACAGAUACCCGUUUGUCAGUAUAGCAAAAGGGACAACGUGAACAAAAGACUGCAUAAAUGUGUGGUUUGCUUGAAUGAGUUUCAAGAUUUGGAUACGUUGAGAGUUCUUCCAAGCUGCAACCAUGGAUUCCAUUUGCAUUGUAUCGACAUUUGGCUUAGGAACAAUCCCAAUUGCCCGAUUUGUCGAUUCAACAUCUCGGGUACGACCCGGUGUCUAACGGAUACGAUUGGGCCCACUUCUUCGCCUCAAGAUCCGGAAUCGAGCCCAACAAAUAGCAACGAAGAUUUCGUUACAAUUGAAUUGGGCGAGGGGGCUAAUGAAUCGAGAAAGCCUCAUUUUGAAAGAAUCAUGGAGACGAAAGAUGAGCAACUUGCAAUUCAACCCCUUCGAAGAUCUUUCUCGAUGGAUUCUGCAGUUGAUCGUGAUAUUUAUUUAUCUGUUCAAGAUAUCAUACGUAAUCAUGAAGAGGCUACAAGAACAAAGAGACCUUUCUUCUCGUUUGGACAUGUACGAGGAUCCCGAAGUGCUAUUCUUCCUCUCGAGUUUUAAUUAGACAAGAGAUUAAAUCAUGUUUUUCUCGGAUUCUUUUCGGGUUUGUAGCAACAUAUCACAUUUCACUAAAAAUACCUAUUGUUAUGAGAGAUGGAGAGUAAAGAUGAGGAGGACAUUAUGUCUUUUGUAGAGAUCGAGAGUAAGUGUAUCUCAUUUUGUUCAACUUAUGAGUGGCACAAAAAAUUGUUACUUUUGUCCCAUCCAAUUUCACUAAAAUUCCACA